GGAAUCUCGCAAGAAUAAAGCACACGCGACAAGGAGCGAGGAGUACACCCUCAACGAAAGUUCUGAAUUAGAUUAGCCGUAUAUUAGCACGCUUGGCCUACAGUUUCGUUCGAUUUAUUUAAAAAUUAUUAAUUUAAACGGUCCGUUUGCUGGCGUAAACAGCACUUUCAAGAGCAACUUCAAAAAACUCCGCGAGAGCGAAGUGAAAUUUCAACCAACCACCACGAGAGAGUUUCUCUGUAUGAGUGAAUCCUACAUCUCCUCCGCUAGAGGGCGCUCGCGUACAUAACGCUGUGGCAACCCGGAUCGCGGCCCUCUGGCAGGGCCAGCAACAACCUCGAGACGAGAUGGCAGCUCCAGCAACGGACUCUCGACAAGUUAGCAGCUUCAGCAACUACGACGACACGCGACCAGACAUUGUAAUCAAAUAUUAAGAAAUAAAGAGUUAUACUAAACGACAGAUAGAGCGUACAUUGGCCAAGCCGCCAAAGUGGUGACCCCUACGUUUAAAAACAACGGCAAAUGCAAAAUCAGCACUAUUUUUUGCGUUCUUUGACCAAAAGCAAACCGGCAGAAGACGACAAGUUCUACGACGCAAUAAACAUGGCGAACACGGAGUCCACACUAAACGAGUUAAGAGAGCAACUGCAGCAACUUCAACUAGUAAACGCACAGCCAACAGCUGUAAAUUCUCAAAACUUAGCUCAAAUCGUCAUCCCAAAAUUCAACAAAUCGAAUCCGACACUUUGGUUCGCACAACUAGAGCGCCUCCUUAGUUUACACAAUGUGGUGCGCGACGACAACAAGUUUGACCUGGUGUCAGUACAACUGGAGGACGAUGCAGCCCGUGCAAUCGAAGAUCUCAUUACUCGGCCACCUACUGACAACAAGUACGACGCAAUGAAGCGUCGGCUGCUCGAAACUUUCGGCGAAUCAGAGGAUUCGAAAAUGAGACGACUUCUCCGGGGUGGCGACAUGACUGGGAAGAAGCCGUUGGAGAUCUUGACUCACUUGCGUCGCUUAGCACCUGCUAGUGGGUGCGAAGCCGUAAUACGAAACCUUUUCUUCACUGAGUUACCUUCGUCGAUUCGCCCACUCAUUUCGGUUUGGGAAGAGAACGACCUGGACAAGCUGGCAAAGAUUGCCGACAAGAUGCUCGAAAACAGCGCUAUCGACUCAAUAGGUGUUAUGUCGACUCAACCCAAGCCCGCUGAGCAAAGGCAGCACAGCGUGGAGGCGGUAAGUAGCAACAAUCCAAAUUUAAAAGACGUUGUGCUGCUCUGCAUAUUCUAA
Molecule: messenger RNA, 1293 nt
Organism: Drosophila obscura
Lineage: Eukaryota; Metazoa; Arthropoda; Insecta; Diptera; Drosophilidae
Exons: 2
Coding region: 523-1293 (256 amino acids)
Source: RefSeq, a predicted model, not a curated record